This is a messenger RNA of Amphimedon queenslandica, 579 nucleotides long. Its product is annotated as zinc finger BED domain-containing protein 1-like. The record is from RefSeq and is a predicted model, not a curated record. Lineage: Eukaryota; Metazoa; Porifera; Demospongiae; Haplosclerida; Niphatidae. The transcript has a single exon. Bases 1 to 579 code for a protein of 192 amino acids.
AUGGCCAAACACUCGCUAUCAUAUGUUUCAACAGCCAGCGGUUCCAGUCAAUCUAAGCCUCAAUCUCAAAUGAAGCUAGACUCGAUGCUCAAGCAUAAGAAGUGUCCUGAAGCAAGAGCAAAAGCAAUCUCGGACCGCAUCUUGUACAUGAUUUGUGCCGACCUUCACCCAGUCAGGAUGGUAAAAGGCUCAGGUUUUAAAUCUCUCAUUGAAAUAUUGGAACCUGGCUACACUAUUCCCUCAAGGAAAUACUUUUCUAACCUGCUACAAGCCAAAUAUGAUUGCUGUAAAGAAGUGUUGCGUGUCAAGUUGGAGGAGGAAACAAGUAUCGCUCUAACAACCGACAUCUGGACUAGCAGAGCUGUAGAAGCUUAUAUUACUGUUACUUGCCACUACUUGGAAGAAUGGGCAUUGCACUCAUAUGUUUUAACAACCUGCAGUUUUCCAGAGCGGCAUACAGGAAUAGAGAUAGCUAGUAAGCUACAACAGAUAGUAGAUGAUUUCAAGAUAGCUUCAAAAGUAUCUGUAGUAGUACAUGACCAAGCAGCAAAUAUGCUAUGUAUGGUGGCCAGGGAUUGA